Messenger RNA from Monopterus albus (swamp eel), 979 nucleotides. Its product is annotated as homeobox expressed in ES cells 1-A-like. Gene Ontology annotation, cellular component: nucleus. The transcript is spliced from 4 exons. The record is from RefSeq and is a predicted model, not a curated record. Gene Ontology annotation, biological process: forebrain development; regulation of transcription by RNA polymerase II; pituitary gland development. The coding region runs from base 64 to 642 and encodes 192 amino acids. Gene Ontology annotation, molecular function: DNA-binding transcription repressor activity, RNA polymerase II-specific; RNA polymerase II cis-regulatory region sequence-specific DNA binding. Lineage: Eukaryota; Metazoa; Chordata; Actinopteri; Synbranchiformes; Synbranchidae.
UCUCGGUUGUUGUCAGCAGUCUUCUUAUCACGCUGGGGGCGUUGUGCUCACAGAUCAGUCAUCAUGGUGUCCACUCUGCCUCCUGAGACAGCAGAACGCAGGCUGCCAUUUUCCAUCGACUGGAUUCUGGGUUUGGAGCUGGAAAGACCUGGAAACUGCCUGAAACUCCACCGACCAUGGGCAGAGAUCAGGGCACAAAAGGAGAACAGAGAGAACAGUCUCUCUUCUAAACAACAACGCUGUGGUGAACAACAACAACAGCAGCAACAUCCACAGCUGGACAAACCGACAUCAAACUGGUAUAUUGGGCGCAGACCUCGCACCGCCUUCACCAACAGUCAGGUGAACAUGCUGGAGACAGUGUUUCAGGUGAACUGUUAUCCAGGUAUCCAGCUGAGAGAGCAGCUGGCAGGAAGGCUCGACCUGGACGAGGACAGAAUACAGAUCUGGUUUCAGAACCGAAGGGCUAAACUGAGACGUUCCCUCAGAGAAUCCCGCCUGCGAGUGGUCCAGACGGCCGUGGCUGACCUCCGGGUCAGACAUGAGAUAAUAGAUCAACUGCAGGCUGAGCGAGCUGUGCAAGGUGACCUGGAGCUCGCCCAGCAGUUCACCUCACAUCUCCAGCAUGAGGUUGAGGAGUGAUGCUGAUGACUUGAGGACUUUGGAUCUUGUGAAGGAUUUGCUGAUUUAUGUGUUCUGUAAAUUUACAGUUUCUUUCAACUUCUACCUUUCAUGUCCCAUGACAUUAAAUUGUAGUUUGCUCACAAACUCUCAUAAAACUGUGAUUAUUGCCACAUCCCAGUGGAUUGUUUUAGAUUGUUUCAUGUCUUUGAUUGUGAGGAUUUUAUAUUUACAUGAGAUAACCCCAAAACAGACAGUUCAUAAUACUGGGGAAGUGUGUGAGUCUGUUUUCCUGAGGAUUCAUCAGUAUGGACAUUAUUAUGGUGACGUCUGUUCUGGAUUGUGUUUUUUGUAUCAA